CUUUUAACAACACUCAAACGUUUGGGAACUGAGGAGACACAUUUUUGAAGGGGAAUUCUUUCCCAUUCUUGCUUGAUGUACAGCUUAAGUUGUUCAACUGUCUCUUGCCUCAUAUUUUAGGCUUCAUAUUGCACCACACAUUUCCAAUGGGAGACAGGUCUGGACUACAGGCAGGCCAGUCUAGUACCCGCACUCUCUUACUAUGAAGCCACGCUGUUGUAACACAUGGCUUGGCAUUGUCUUGCUGAAAUAAGCAGGGGCGUCCAUGAUAACGUUGCUUGGAUGAGAACAUAUGUUGUUCCAAAAACUGUAUGUACCUUUCAGCAUUAACGGUGCCUUCACAGAUGUGUAAGUCACCCAUGCCUUGACCACUAAUACACCCCCAUACCAUCACACAUGUGUAAGUCACCCAUGCCUUGACCACUAAUACACCCCCAUACCAUCACACAUGCUGGCUUUUACACUUUGCGCCCAGAAUAGUCCAGAUGGUUCUAUUCCUCUUUAGUCCGGAGGACACCACGUCCACAGUUUCCAAAAGCAAUUUGAAAUGUGGACUUGUCAGACCACAGAACACUUUUCCAUUUUGCAUCAGUCCAUCUUAGAUGAUCUCGAGCCCAGCAAAGCCAGCAUAAUUUCUGGAUGUUGUCGAUAAAUGGCUUUCGCUUUGCAUAGUAGAGUUUUAACUUGCACUUACAGAUGUGGUGGCCAACUGUAGUUACUGACAGUGGUUUUAUGAAGUGUUCCUGAGCCCAUGCGGUGAUAUCCUUUACACACUGUCAUUUUUUGAUACAGUGCUGCCUGAGGGAUCGAAGGUCACGGCCAUGUCGCUUACAUGCUGUUACUUCUCCAGAACCUUUUGGUGAUAUUACGGACCAGAGAUUGUGAAAUUCCUAAAUUCCUUGCUGGUUGAGAAAUGUUCUUAAAAUAUUGGACAAUUUGCUGACGCAUUUGUUAACAAAGUGGUGGCCCUCGCCCCAUCCUUCUUUGUGAAUGAGUGAGCAUUCUAUGGAAGCUGCUUUUUUACCCAAUCAUGGCACUUAUCUGUUCCCAAUUAUCCUCUUCACCGGGGAGAUGUUCCUAAUAAGUGUUUGAUGAGGAUUCCUCAACUUCCUCAGUCUUUUUUGCCACUUUUCCCAGCUUUUUUGAAACAUGCUGUAAGCAUCAAAAUCCAAAUGAGAUAAUAUUUGCAAAAAAUAACAGUUUUCCAGUUGGAAGGUUAAAUCAAUCAAUCAAUCAAUCAAUGUUUACUUAUAUAGCCCUAAAUCACUAGUGUCUCAAAGGGCUGCACAAACCACUACGACAUCCUCGGUAGGCCCACAUAAGGGCAAGGAAAACUCACACCCAGUGGGACGUCGGUGACAAUAAUGACUAUGAGAACAUGCUACUGUGAAAGUUCAAUCCAUAAUGGAUCCAACACAGUCGCGAGAGUCCCGUUCACAGCGGAGCCAGCAGGAAACCAUCCCAAGCGGAGGCUGAUCAAAUUCCCAGUUGAAUAUAAGUUGAAAAGGAUUUGCAAAUCAUUGUAUUCUCUUUUUAUUUACCAUUUACACGACGUGACAACUUCACUGCUUUUGGAGUUUGUGGUAUGAAUGUAAGAAUCACUUCAAUGGUUUAAAUGUUUAAGAGUUUGAAUUUCCAGGACACCCAGAAUUUAGUUUGGAACAUGGGAAAGUGUUUGUUUGAAUGUCCAGGAUGAGUGGAUUGUGUUAAUGUUGGAUGGAAAAAUGUCCCAUUCAUUUCCAUUGAAGGUCCUGGAAUUUUGGGAAAAGUGUUUUUUUUUUUUUUUAUUGUUUUUUUUAAAUUAAUAUUAUUAUUAGGAGCAUGAAUGUCCUGAGUGAGCUGAAUUGGUUGGUUUCAGAAUUGUUUAAAUCGGUUUAAAGGGUUUGAAAAACAGGAAUUCUGGGCAAUGAUGGAAUUUUUUUGAACUUGGAAAAAUGAUAGAUUGAAUGUCCAGGAUGAGUAGAAUAUGUUGAAGGUGGAAUGGUUUGAAUCGUUGAAAAAUGUGGAAAUGUUGCAAGUCUGAAAAACGCCCAAAUCAUUUUGAAUGGGAAAAAUGUCCCGGAAAACCUGGGAAUUUGGGGAAUUUUUCAGGGGAAAGCCUGCGAUUCCCAAAUAGGCUGAACAGUUGGAAGUUGGAUCGGUUUGAAUUGGAUACAAAAUGUGGAAAGUAGACAGUGCCAAAAUCUGGAGAAGAAGAAUGAUAAAUAGAUGCAUUUUGGUGUAGAAAACCAUUUGUGAAUGUUUGGAGCACUCACACAAAUAGAUGUAUUUCUUUUUUUACUAAAUAAAUCAAAUGUGUACAAUCAAGUUGGAUUGUGUUGAAAUGUUUAUUAAACAGACUUUGUGAAUCUUUUAGUUGCCGUGAUGUGAAGCAGCCAGCAGAGGGCGCCAUCUCUCUCAUCUUUACUGGGUCUGACGUCCAUCCCGCACCUACUGAUUUUGAUCUGAUCAUUACUAUCUUUUAAACAAUAGUUUAUCAACGGUUGAUGAGGCAGUCACUAACCAUUCAAAGUCAUAUGAAGAGGAGGUGCAUCUGCAGGGGUCUGGUUGUCAUGGCAACUGUCCACCAGCACCUCGCACUGAUGACCAAGUAGGCUGAUGUGGAAGUUUGCCUCUGAAAGAAUCCAGCAGAGGGCGCUGUUGCACGUAUCCGUUUUUAAAAAAUAUUUCAAUCACGUGACUCCCUCCCUUAGUGUUGUCCUGUCUGACCCUCCACAGGUCUCCUACCUGACCUGGUGGGCGGAUCCAGCGAGGGAGAAGACGCCUUGGAGGGUUGCUAGGCAACCAGAAAGUUGCCCUCCAGGCCACAGGGCUUCCUCAGACCAUACCAACGAAGAAGGACUGAAACUAUUUGAUUUCCCAUCAUGCAGCAGGCUGACUGGGAUUGGUCAGAGAAGACGAUCUGACGCCCGCCCUCCUUCCUGCUCUAUCGCAUCGUUGCCACGGCGACGGGGCCGCUCCUCCACACCCACGCCGAUCACCCCGACUCUCUCACUGUGGACGCCAGCGAGCGAGAGAGAGAGGUGUGUGUUCUAACCCACGCACUGGAGUGGGAGAUGGCGUGCGCAUGCUCACGUGCACACACACACACACACACACACACACAGCAGUGUGUGCGUGGGUUGAAGCCAGCAGCCUUCCACUCGUCCUGCUCCUACCUCUCUCCUCAUCAGCAUCCUCCUCUUCCUCCUGCUUGAUCAGUCCAUCAUGAUGGAGAACAAGUCGCUCAUCUGCUGGGAUGGGCCGGCCAGCUCCCACAAUACCAUCUGAAGGUCCCGCUGCCGCCACCCACCCGAGGCGUCCCCACGGCUGCGUCCUUCCGAGACACCGAGCCGCCCGUCACACUGGACCAGUACCAGACUCCGACCCAGAACACUGAAGCCAUAAAGCGGUCCGGCUCUGGAUCAGUCCAGCACAGAUCGCUCACAGGAAAAGUUUGAUGGGACUGCUGCCAGUAGACACAUGCCUCUGAGUCCAGCUGCUGACACCAAACAUGAUCGCCCACGCCAACAGGCGGUUACUAACGGCAACGCGACAGGCUCUACCGUUGCCAGGGACGACGACGCGGAGGACACGCCCUCUGGAAACAGCAUUGUCGUCCGCAUCGGCAUCCCGGACCUACAGCAGACGAAGUGUUUACGGCUGGACCCAGAUUUACCCGUUUGGACCAGUAAGCAGAGGGUUCUGGUCACCUUGACUCAGUCUCUGUCGGAUGUUUUGAACUAUGGUCUCUUCCAGCCGGCGUUCAACGGCCGUGCUGGCAAGUUUCUGGAUGAGGAGCGACUGUUAAAUGAGUAUCCCCUCCCCCCUAUCACGCCAAUCCCCUACCUGGAGUUUCGUUACAAACGCAGAGUUUAUACGCAGAGUUACGUGGACGACAAGCAGCUCGCCAAGCUGCACACAAAAGCCAACCUGAAGCGUUUUAUGGAACAUGUCCACCAGAAGAAUGUGGAGAAGGUUUCCAAAUGGCUGGAAAAAGGUCUGGAUCCAAACUUCCACGACUCUGACAGCGGCGAGUGUCCGCUCACGCUGGCGGUCCAGUUGGAGGAGAGCUGCGAUCUCAUCAAAGUUCUCCGCAGCGGCGGCGCUCACCUGGACUUCCGCACCAGAGAUGGAAUCACCGCCCUGCACCGGGCCGUCUUGUGCCGCAACAGCGCCGCUCUCACGACUCUGCUGGACCUGGGAGCGUCUCCGGACUACAAGGACAGCAGAGGACUGACGCCCCUCUACCACUCCGCCAUGGUGGGUGGCGCCCCCUACUGCUGUGAGCUGCUGCUGCAGGACCACGCCAGCAUCGGCAUGACCGACGAGAACGGAUGGCAGGAAAUCCACCAGGCGUGUCGCUUUGGAAACGUGCAGCACUUGGAGCACCUGCUGUUCUACGGUGCCAACAUGAGCUCCCAGAAUGCAUCAGGAAACACCGCGCUGCACCUCUGUGCGCUCUACAAUCAGGACAGCUGUGCCAGAGUGCUGCUCUUCAGAGGAGCCAACAAGGACAUCAAGAACUACAACAACCAGACUGCCUUUCAGGUGGCCAUCAUCGCUGGCAACUUUGAUUUGGCCGAAAUCAUCAAGAUUCACAAAACCUCCGACGUUGUUCCCUUCAGAGAAACGCCAUCCUACACCAAACGCCGCCGCAUGGGAACCAUCAGGUUGCCAGCCGGAAACGGUCUCUCCUCGCCGCGCUCUUUGAUCCGCUCAGCCAGUGACAACGCGCUGGAAAGCCCCGCCUCCUCCCCCGGCCCCUCUUUGCAAAGCCUGGAAACACACCACGACACGCACACGCACUCCCUACGACGACACACUCGCAGGCUCAGUCCGAGUGGCGCCGGCGGUCAUGUGGAAACCAGCCCCCCUUCCUCCCCGCCCCCGACCCCCCAGCUAAGGAAGAAGCGGCUGUACAGCGCCGUGCCGGGGCGCACCUUCAUCGCCACGCGCUCCCACGUACCCCAGGGGCCCGGAGAGAUCCAGCUGCACCGCGGCGAGAGGGUGAAAGUCCUGUCCAUCGGUGAAGGAGGAUUCUGGGAAGGAAACGUGAAAGGAAGAACAGGCUGGUUCCCCGCCGACUGUGUUGAGGAAGUCCAGAUGAGGCAGUACGACCCCAGACUGGAGACGAGGGAGGACCGCACCAAGAGACUCUUCAGGCACUACACAGUGGGAUCCUACGACAACUACACCUCCUACAGCGACUACGUGAUCGAGGAGAAGAUGGCCGUGCUGCAGAAGAGAGAGAGCGAAGGCUUCGGCUUUGUCCUCAGAGGAGCUAAAGCUGAGACGCCCAUCGAGGAGUUCGCCCCCACCCCGGCGUUUCCUGCCCUGCAGUACCUGGAGUCUGUGGACCAAGGGGGCGUGGCCUGGAGGGCGGGGCUGCGCACAGGAGACUUUCUCAUAGAGGUCAACGGCGCCGACGUGGUGAAGGUGGGUCACCGCCAGGUGGUCGCGCUGAUCCGGCAGGGCGGCAGCCGGCUGCUGAUGAAGGUCGUGUCUGUGUCCCGCAAGUCAGACACCAACCUGAUCAGGAAGAAAGCUCCUCCCCCGCCCAAACGAGCCCCCAGUACCUCAUUGACACUCCGGUCCAAGUCCAUGACCGCUGACCUGGAGGAGAUAGCCAGGAGGAGGCGCUUUGACAAACUGGACGAAAUGUUGGCGGGAAACACACACGAAGUGGUCUUGCGCUCCCGCCCCUCUGACGACUUCAGGGCGGCCACGGUGAAACAGCGGCCCACCAGCCGACGCAUCACUCAGGCUGAAAUUAAUUCCUUGUUUGAGCGUCAGGGUCUAGUACCGCCCACCGCUCCAGGAAAGAGCACCAUGGCUUUGCCGCGAGGAAUGUCGAGAACCAAAAGUUUUGGCACGCCUGAGGACGACAGGAUCUCCGCUUUGAUCAACGAAAGUCGCUUUCCGCGGAGCUCCUCGCUGACAGACAGCUUCAUCCCGCCUCCGCCUCAGACAGCGCCACCCCCUCCCCCCUCCGCUUCCUCCACCUCUUCGCUCUUCUUGCUGGACUCCGGGCCUCCUCCCUCCUUCCUCCCUCCGCCUCCCCCCGCCAGAGGGGAGGGUUUGACCCGCUCUAGCUUUAAACCCGGGGCGGAGCCGAGGCUGCAGGAGCUGGCGGACUCGCCGUUGAGAAGCCACGCCCACGCGGAGCGCCAGAGAAAGGCCAGGUCCAUGAUCAUCCUGCAGGACACGCCCCCUCAACUGCAGGCCGAGACGCACGCAGCCGCGCCCGCCAUGCACACGCUGCACGGCUCCACGCACACUUCCACGCUGUCUCUCCACAGCCCGAGCGCCGCCCUCGGCCAUUCGCCGCUGUCACGCCGCCGUGGUCGCCCCGUAGAAAAUCCUUAUGCUAAUGUAGGCCAGCAGGCUGCGCCCACCAAACCCCAGAGGAGGAAGUCACCGCUGUUAAAACAGCUUCCUGUGGAGGAGCAAGGACUCAAAGAUCACGACGCAAAGUUGGAGGCGGGUGGACCCGGCAACCCCAGCAGGGCAGAGCUGUACCAGCAGCAGGUGCUGUCUGAGCGCGCCCGAGUCCAAGGCCGCCGCUCGUCCCUCUUCCUGUCUGUGGAGGGCUCCGGCUCCGAACACCAGGUCCCGCCUCUCCUCACGCAAAGUCACUCCAUGGACGACCUCGGGGAGCUACCCCCGCCUGCGCCGGUCCUGUCACCAUCGCCGUCGCCGCACACCUUCCUCCACCCGCUGACCGGCAAACCUCUGGAUCCUUCAUCUCCACUUGCCCUGGCUCUGGCCGCACGGGAGCGAGCGCUUACGGCACGCACGCCUAGCCCGGAGCCACGGACCAAACACACCUCUGCCUCGACCACUCCCAUUCCCACGCCGGCCGCCAGCCCAGAGGGCAGACACAAGCGCACGCCGGUCCCCACCCCGCAGAGCAGCCCCGAGCCGCGAUCCAAACGCACUACCCCUCAGACCAGCCCAGAGCAGCGAAGCAAGCGCACCACCCCUCAAACCAGCCCGGAGCUCAGGCACAAGCGCAUAACCCCGCCCCUUUUCCCCGACGGACAGGUGGAACGGCCCGAAGCCGAGGGAGGUGUGACGUCUCCCGCCGGCCCCUCCCCCGAGCGCUGGAGACCUGUCCCCCUGGCAUGCCUGGUCAAUGAAAGCCACUCUCCUCUGAUUGACAGGCGCAGGAGCUUGACCGUUGGCAGUUCAGAGGAAGAGGGCGGAGCUUACACCGUAAAACUCCCGCCCGCCUUGCUGUCGUCUAGUGACGAGGAGACGAGGGAGGAGCUGCGCAGAAUAGGCCUGGUGACGCCACCCGCCGCUUUUGCCAGCCCCCCGACCUCACUCACCUUGUUGCCGCGGCGAAGUGGCGAGGGCGGGGGCAGCGCUCCCGACUCUUUGGGGAGGAGAGGCGAGGAAGACGAGGGUGACGAAGAGCGUCUCCAUGACAGCUCCUCUCCCAGCUCCCUUCCCCCUUCCAUCACCUUGGCCUCGCCUCCCGCUCCCUCGUCCCCCUCCUCGCCGCCCGCUUCUCACACCGUCACCUCCCCGUCUGCCCUCAAACCUCGCCUCCGCUCCCCCAUUGGGCGAGGCCGCUCAGCCCUCAGGGACCCCCUCCUUAAGCAGUCGUCUGACAGCGAGCUGCUCCCCUCGGCCGCUUCCUCCUCGCCGACCUCCCCGCUCUUGUGCUCCCCCACCGGCGGACGCCAGCCUCGCUACCUCUUCCAGAGGCGCUCCAAGCUGUGGGGGGGCGGCGAGGACCGUAUAGACGACCGGCAAGGGUUUGGCACGGAGGAGGGCGGGGGCCGGCCGGCGGCCCUAGGGGGUCAAGGGUCGGGCUCGCCGACAGACCUUAGCGGGCGGUCGGCGUCGGCGUUGGAGCUGAGCGGCCGGGCGGGGUCAGGUCUCGACCUCGCCAACAGACUCCAACUGCUCAACAAGGACAGCCACUCCCUGGGGGAGGAGCCAAGCCCUCUAGACCCAGGACGCAGGUCGCCAGUAGGCGGGGCCAGGUGUGUGGACGGUGGUGAAAGAAAAUCGUUGUUCUCCAGUCUGGGCGAGCUGCACACCAUCUCCCAGCGAGGGUACGGCACCACCUACACGGUUCGACCAGGAAGCCGUUACCCUGUCACACGUAGGAGCCCCUCCCCUUCGCCCUCACCCUCCGAUAGGUCAACGGGGCUGGGCUCCUCCCACUCGCCGUGCUCCGACAGGCCAGACCUGAGCUCAGGUCGAGGUCUGACCAUCCUCAAGUCCUCCAGUCUCAGUCUACCCUCGGAACCCAAGGAGGUCCGCUUUGUCAUGCGCAGCGCCAGCGCUCGAACCAGGUCCCGCUCCCCGUCGCCCUCCCCCCACGCCUCGCCCUGCCCCUCGCCGGUCUUGAGCGGACCCCUGCUGGCCCUGCGACCGUGGAGGCAGCGUCCUCUCAGCCUGUGGAACAAAUACGACGUGGGCGACUGGCUGGAGAGCGUGGGCCUGGCCGAGCAUCGCCAACGCUUCCAGGAGCACGAGAUCGAAGGCUCGCAUCUUCCCGCCCUCACCAAGGACGACUACGUAGAGCUGGGCGUCACCCGACUGGGCCACCGCAUCAACAUCGAGCGGGCCCUCAGACAGCUGCUGGAGGGCUCCACUUGACCCCUGUGACCUCCUAACCUUGGAGACAGCAGGUGACCUGAGGGGGGGGGGCGCCCUCUCGUCUCGUCAGCUCUUUCAUCAAACGGUGAAUUACAGCUGAGCUCCUUUUACAAGCACAAACCUUCCAAGUAAGUAACACCUGACUGAUGCUCCUCACUGUCUAACAUACCUUAGCUUAGCUUAGCCUAGCCUUAGCAACUGAGCUAAUUCCACUUUGAUCAAAGAGCUGAUUUUUUUUUUCUCUCCAAUUAUUGAAGAGUGUUUUCCUUUUUGACUUUCUAUCUUACUUAGCGCUGACCAUUUAGCAUCAAUCAUGUGCUUGUGAUGACGUUUGACGGUGGACUUUUUUGUUGUGUUGCCUGAUUGACUGAUGGUGCUAUGUGUUCCCGCCAAGCAUCUCGUCCAAUCAAAAAGGGGUUUCCUCUCUGCCAUAAGGGUUCGCUUUGAUCCCGCCAUACGUGGAGAUUCCUCCCUGCUUGCUCAAAUCUUUUCUUUUACUUUGCAAAAAAAAUGCUUAUUCUUUUCCCCUCCACAUGCUCGCCCUGCUAGGAAGAGUAUGUCCGUCCAGCGAGCUCUCAUUUUAUUAUCAUUUUCACUGUUAUGUAGGUAGGCCAUCACUCCAGUGGAAGAAAUAAUGGAAGGACAAGCAGAAACCUAGUUCAGCUUAGCCUAGCCUAGCGCAAUAAAGCGUACAAGGAAGCACUACCGUAUUUUCCAGACCGUAGGGCGCACCGGAUUAUAAAGCCCACUGCCGAUGGAUGGUCUAUCAAUCAAUCAAUCAAUCAAUCAAUCAAUGUUUAUUUAUAUCGCCCAAAAUCACAAGUGAUCGUGACUGCGUGGGUUCCCUCUGGCUACUGCAGCUUCCUCCCACCUCCAAAGACAUGCACCUGGGGAUAGGCCCCUCCCACCUCCAAAGACAUGCACCUGGGGAUAGGCCCCUCCCACCUCCAAACACAUGCACCUGGGGAUAGGCCCCUCCCACCUCCAAACACAUGCACCUGGGGAUAGGUUGAUUGGCAACACUAAAUGGUCCCUAGUGUGUGAAUGUUGUCUAUCUGUGUUGGCCCUGUGAUGAUGUGGCAACUUGUCCAGGGUGUACCCCGCCUUCCGCCCGAAUGCAGCUGAGAUAGGCUCCAGCACCCCCCGCGGCCCCAAAAGGGACAGGCGGUAGAAAAUUGAUGGAUGGCUGGAUAAAUCAUUAGUGUCUCAAAGGGCUGCACAAGCCACAACGACAUCCUCUGUUCAGAUCCCACAUAAGGGCAAGGAAAAACUCACAACCCAUCUACUAUUGAUCUUUUUUUAUUGAUUGGGCGCAUUAAAGGAGUCAUAGUAUUAUUAUUUUUUUGUGAAUGGAAAAUACUUCCUAACAUAGAUGAUGGAUAGAUGGAUGGAUGGGUGGAUGGAUGGAUGGAUAGAUAGAUGGAUGGAUGGAUAGAUAGACGAAUGGAUAGAUAGAUAGAUAGAUGGAUGGAUGGAUAGGUCUUUAUUGUCAUUGCACAAGUACAACAAAACUUUGUUUUCAGCACAAACCCGUUCGAGAUGAGACAAACAAACAGUGUAGAGGGUUACAGAACAAGAACGCUGAUGGGCCGCCACGAGACGCCCCGUAAAAGACGGGGAAAAAGGUAAAAAGCUGGGGAAGGAUGAGUAAAAAAAUACAAUCUAGACUGGGCUCUUAAAAGCCUACUGAAAUGAGAUGUUCUUAUUUAAACGGGGAUAGCAGCUCCAUUCUAUGUGUCAUACUUCAUCAUUUGGCGAUAUUGCCAUAUUUUUGCUGAAAGGAUUUAGUAGAGAACAUCCAGGAAAAAGUUGGCAACUGGAGAAAAGUCCUGCCUCUACCGGAAGUCUCAGACGAUGACGUCACAUGUUGAUGACUUCUCAUAUAUUCACAUUGUUUUUAAUUGGAGCCUCCAACAAAAACAGCUAUUCAGACAGAGAAAACGACAACUUCCCCAUUAAUUUGAGCGAGGAUGAAAGAUUGGUGUUUGAGGAUAUUGAUAGCGACGGACUAGGAAAAAAAAAAACGCGGUUGCAUUAUUUUUAGAGACAUUUACUAGGAUAAUUCUGGGAAAUCCCUUAUCUUUCUGUUGUGUUGCUAGUGUUUUAGUGAGUUUAACAGUACCUGAUAGUCAGAAGUGUACGUCCACGGCCGGGUGUUGACGCACAGUGUCUCGGGGAAGUCGACGGCAGCUGUAUGGACGGCACAAGCUCAGCUGAUAUCCAGUAAGAGGCGACUUUUUAACCUCAAUUUUCUCACCCAAACCUGCUGGUUGACAUGUAGUCGGGAUCCAUGUCCGCUGUGAUCCAUAGUAAAGUUUCACCUCUGUGAAUUUUAAACAAGGAAUCACCGUGUGUUUGUGUGGCUAAAGGCUAAAGCUUCCCAACUCUGUCUUUCUACUUUGACUUCUCCAAUAUUACUUGAACAAAUUGCAAAAGAUUCAGCAACACAGAUGUCCAAAAUACUGUGUAAUUAUGCCGUUAAAGCAGACGACUUUUAGCUGUGUGUGUGUGCAGCGCUCAUAUUCAUAACAGCCCGUGACGUCACGUGUACACGUCAUCAUUACACCACGUUUUUAAGAAAAAAGUUCCGGGAAAUUUAAAAUUGCAAUUAAGUAAUCUAAAGCGGCCGUAUUGGCAUGUGUUGCAAUGUUAAUAUUUCAUCAUUGAUAUAUUGUCUAUCAGACUGCUGGUGGGUAGUAGUGGCUUUCAGUAGGACUUUAAAGGGGCCCAGUCUGGAGUGGGGGGGAAAAAAACUCCAUAGCAAAGCACAUAUACAUAUUACAGUUUAUAUUAUUAUUAUUAUUUGUAUUAAAGUUUGUCUAAGUCUACAACAUACAUCACAAGAUAUCUGGCAACAGAGUCAUGGAGGCAGGCCGCAGCUCUCAGGAAGGGAGUUUGUUGUGUGCUUGUCCUUCGGGAGAGUCUUGAAGCCAGGGAAACAAUCCAAGUUAAAAUAUUUUGUAUGUGAGUGAAAAUAAAAUUUGCUUUUCACUCUAAAUUGUCUAUGACUGGUCCUCAAACCUGCGAGGCAGACAGUCCAAUGUGAUCCAAAAUCACAAGAGUGUCCACAGUUUUUCCCGAGUCCUCCAAUCAUUUGUGGCAUCUCUGGGGUACUUUGAAGACUGCCAGCAACUUCCAAUGUUUCGACAAACCAGAGCAACGCUUCCGGCAAUCAGCAGUUGUCCUGUUGUCAUCAUUCCAAAUUGGUGGAUAUCUUCACGUCCUCGACAAAAAAGGCUCGCCAGGCACGCGGCACUCCUUCUUUUCCCAAGAGUGCUUCGCGUGUCCGGCAACAAGAGCUCCGUCACGACAAGCAGGUUCCCCCAAACCCAAGAUCUUGUCAAUUUCAUUGAGGCCAGUUAAAUAGUUCCUAUGUUGAUUUGGAGAGCAGUGCAAAAAGGGGCAACAAGAAAGUUAAGACAAGACAAAGAAGCAAGCAGGAGAGAUAAGGGGAGCGUCCGCCCUCCAUGAGUGCCAGUGAGGAAGGUGCUGGUUCUUUGGUCAACACAUCACCUUCGACAGCGUCUUCUCCCCGUCGUCUUUGUUGUAGCGGUGUAGCGUGCAAGGACGGGAGUGGAAGAAGUGUCAAAAGAUGGCGCUGACUGUUUUAAUGACAUUCAGACUACACUUCAAUCAAUAACGGAGCAGCGUCUCCUCAUCAGGAAACAACAACACCGGAAAUGUGUCGCAUGAAAAACCGUCCGACCGGAACUCUCCCGUAACUAAAGUUCCUUGGGUGCAUAAUGUAAACUCACUACACCGGUAUGUUUUAGUGCAUUCAUGGCGAGUUUACUGACAGAUAUAGUUAAGAACUUUACACUACUUUAUAUGACAAAUGGCAACAGCGGAGGAUGAAUGUCACAUAACAAGAAGAUAGAGAAAAAGAAGAAGCUUAUCGACUACAAAGGGGGAUGCGCGCAAUUUUUCAGGAUUCAUGCAGAUACCAAAUACAGAUCAGCAGGGGCCAGAAGGUAACAAAAGUUGCUUUUGCAUAUAAUUGCGAAGCAAAACACCAGAUAAUAUGUCUUACCUUAUACACACAACAUAAUAAUCCUCCUAUAUUGAAGCACAUUAAAUGGUGCAGCCUACACUUAUCUCUUAUGUUUGACUGCCAUCUACUGGUCACACUUAUCAUUUCACCAUGUACCAAAUAAAAUAGCUUUGAGGUCAGUUAGCACAACCAAAAUGUUUAUGUACAUUAAUACAUAAUCUCAGUACAUUAGUACAUAUAUAUGGACAAAAUAAAAUUGCUUCAAGGUGGGUAAGCUCAACCAAACGUAUUCUUUAUUCCUUACAUUAGGCGCACUGUCGACUUUUGAGAGGGGGAAAAAGGAUUUUAAGUGCGCCUUAUAGUCUGGAAAAUACGGUACUUUUUUGUCCUUGUGCUAAGUGAAAUGCUACAUCAAAGAAGCUUCUGGAAGAUGUUAUCGUGACCAGGAAUAAAACUAGGUGUUGUGCUAAAAUGUCAUUUCUGGACACAGUGAGUGGAGUGUUGCCCUCCACGCCAGCAGCCGCGCUUUCUGUCCAGUGUCUUGCGCGGGUCUCCAACAAUCAGUGAGAGGCCAUAGCGGGACGAGCCCAGCAAGACACGGGGACAGAGAUACCAUGAAGACAGCAAGACGCUACUUGUGGGUCGGAGGUCACGUUACAUCAUUACAACAUGUAGCUGAUUAUGUGAUCUCAAUAUCUUAAUAAGCAAUAGUCUCCUCCAUUGAUUAACACUUAACUAUUGUUUCUUUCUAGAAGGUUGUUGUUGGACCGAGUGACAACGUGUGUAACCUUUCUAAUAAAGGCUCAUUUACUACA
Nerophis ophidion (straightnose pipefish) is the source of this 13404-nucleotide messenger RNA. It is a transcript of the gene shank3b, whose product is annotated as SH3 and multiple ankyrin repeat domains 3b. The record is from RefSeq and is a predicted model, not a curated record. The transcript is spliced from 28 exons. The coding region runs from base 3463 to 8598 and encodes 1711 amino acids. Gene Ontology annotation, cellular component: postsynaptic density; postsynaptic membrane; dendritic spine. Lineage: Eukaryota; Metazoa; Chordata; Actinopteri; Syngnathiformes; Syngnathidae. Gene Ontology annotation, molecular function: synaptic receptor adaptor activity; ionotropic glutamate receptor binding.